Molecule: messenger RNA, 1356 nt
Organism: Histoplasma mississippiense
Lineage: Eukaryota; Fungi; Ascomycota; Eurotiomycetes; Onygenales; Ajellomycetaceae
Exons: 5
Coding region: 1-1356 (451 amino acids)
Molecular function (GO): syntaxin binding
Source: RefSeq, a predicted model, not a curated record
AUGGCUCCAACCGCUAUGGCAAAGAAGGCCAAGGGAAAGAAGCCCGCGGAUCCCAGCGAAACAUCAAAGCUCUUGGCAGCCAAAAUAUCCCAACUAGAGCAAGAUGCGGCGGGAGAAAAGGACCAGGAGGCUGAAAUUGAACGAGAAGUUAAAAAAGCUACUCGUGACUUAAAUCAGCUCUUGAACAAUAUAGAAUCGCCCAUGACACGCCUUGAGACUGUCCAUAAAAAGUACACUGAACUGCUUGCCGAUAUGAAGAAGCUGGAUCGAGAUUAUGCGAAGAGCAAGAAAAGGGCCGAUCAGCUACAGAAGGACCAAGAUAAGGGAAAAUCUGAGCUGAACAAAACUGCUACCAUGAAGGAUAAACUUGAAAAGCUGUGUCGAGAAUUGACGAAGGAGAAUAAAAAAGUCAAGGAUGAAAACAAAAGACUUGAAGAGAUAGAGAAAAAAGCUCGUGGGGUCGUGAACGCACGACUCGACUCCCUACUCUUUGACAUUCAGGACUUCGUUACAGCACGGGGUGAUGCUCGUGGAGAAAAAGCCGAUAUCGAUUUGGACGACGCUCUUCGUGCGAAAAUCAAGACCAUUGGCGAAAAGUUUGAAGCGCGGGAACUGCAUUAUAAAUCUCUCCUCCGCAGUAAGGAUGCGGAAAUCCAAAGCUUAACUGCCAAAUACGAAGAACAAAGGCGUGGGGCGGAAAGCGAAGCGCACAGAUGCCGUGCUUUGAGUAGCCAAGUCUCGACGUUUUCACAAACUGAAGCUGAGUUAAGAAGCCAACUCAACAUCUAUGUUGAAAAAUUCAAACAAGUUGAAGAUACGCUAAAUAAUAGCAACGAACUGUUUUUAACCUUCCGCAAAGAAAUGGAGGAAAUGGCAAAGAAGACCAAGCGACUGGAAAAAGAAAACAUGACACUAACUCGGAAACAUGAACAGACGAACCGUAACAUUUUAGAGAUGGCGGAAGAACGAACUCGAAAUAACGAAGAGCUCGAAAGAUGGCGCAAAAAGAGCAACAACCUUGAAGCUCUCUGUCGACGUAUGCAAGAGCAGGGAAGAGGCCAAGCCCUUGCCGGUGAGCUUGAUGCGGUAGAUGAUGAAGGAACGGAAAGUGAAUACGAUGAUGAAUUUGAAGAUGAAGAGGAUGAUGAAAACUCGAGUGACGAGGGAGUAUAUGAGGAGCAUCAUCAUCACCACCAUCACCACCACCACCACCAGCACAAUGGUGAACAUCAAAAUUCACCAGCGAUAAACCGAGCUCCGGACGGCAAACCGUUUUUUGGACCACCACCACCACCAGCACUUGUGGAGACAAAAUCUAAUGGGCAUCGUGGUGUUGUAAAUGGGUACAGGCAUUAG